Molecule: messenger RNA, 6656 nt
Organism: Rhipicephalus microplus (southern cattle tick)
Lineage: Eukaryota; Metazoa; Arthropoda; Arachnida; Ixodida; Ixodidae
Product: REST corepressor 1
Biological process (GO): negative regulation of DNA-templated transcription; regulation of transcription by RNA polymerase II
Cellular component (GO): histone deacetylase complex; transcription regulator complex
Molecular function (GO): transcription corepressor activity
Source: RefSeq, a predicted model, not a curated record
UGUUCAGUGCGCACCGCCCCGACAGCGCUCUCACUCGUAGUUCUACUUCGGCGAUUGUUCAGUGCAGUGCGUCGCGCCUGCGGAGUUUUUUUCGUAAGCGAUCCUCCGCAGCUUGAGAGUUUUGGCUUCGCCGUGCCUGGUCUAGUUCUUUGCAGUCCGAGGCAGCGGCGCUUCUACGGCGAGGGAAGAUGGUGCUGGCCGAUCGCAACGACGACUCUCGCAUCGGCCGCCGGUCGCACACCUCCAGUCCGAACGGGCACCUCACCGACGAAGGCAGCGCUACCGACGAGUCCGAACAAGACCAUGGCAUGCGUGUGGGCCACGAUUUUCAGGCAGUCAUUCCGGACAUCAUUUCAGCAACGGAUCCUUGCCCAGAGUUCACUCCUGAACGGGCUCUGCUGGUGUGGUCACCAUGCCCCGACAUCUCGGACAGCAAGUUGGAUGAGUACAUGACACACGCCAAGGAGAAGUACAGCUACAAUGCCGAACAGGCGCUGGGCAUGCUGUUCUGGCACAAGUAUGACCUUGAGAAGGCGGUGGCUGACCUUGCGAACUUCACGCCCUUCCCGGACGAGUGGACAGUCGAGGACAAGGUGCUCUUCGAGCAGGCCUUCCAAUUCCAUGGCAAGAAUUUCCACAAGAUACGGCAGAUGCUGCCCGACAAGACAAUCCCGAGCCUGGUGAAGUACUACUACUCGUGGAAGAAGACACGCACGCGCACCAGCCUGAUGGACCGGCAAGCGCGCCGGCUGGCCGGAUCUCGCGAGGAUGGCAGCGAUGGAGCUUCAGAGGCUGGCUCCGAAAACGACAGUGACAUGGAAGUGGACAAUAAGGAAGAGGCCGGCGCAGGGUGUCCUUGUUCCAGCUGUGGAGCCCCCAUGACCCAGGCCUACACUUCCAGCAAGGGCAGCCUGUGUGCCAGCUGCUACCAACACUGGAAGCGUUCGGGUGGCUGCAAGGGAGCCCUAGCCCCCGGGGGCCGCAAGCACCACGACCGUCAGCCGCCUAUUCGGGGGGGCGGAGGGGCGGCCAACCGGAGGCGCCCGCCCCGAGGCAUGCGCCUUGAGUACCAGGACCUGGUUGCCAUGGCGACAGGACCCCCGGGACAAGGAGACGCCAUCCUGCGAGCCAUGGACUCUGAGCUGGUGGCUCUCAAGCGCCAGGUGCAGAACAACAAGCAGAUGAUCAGCCAGCUGCGCCACAAGACAGCUAUGGACAUCGAAAACCUGCGGCCUCUUGAGGCCAAUGCCAGAGUGAAUGCCCGCUGGACCAAUGAUGAGCUGCUCAUCGCCGUACAAGGCAUCCGCAAGUAUGGUCGGGACUUCAAGACCAUUGCCGAGGUGAUUGGCAAUAAGACAGAGGCGCACGUGCGCAGCUUCUUUGUCAACUACCGUCGGCGGUACAACCUGGAUGCUGUGCUCCAGGAGUUCGAGGCCGAGCAUGGCAUCACUCCAGGAAGUGACGACACCAAGCCUGCAGGUGAGACCGACCAGGCUGCAGCGAUGAAGGAAGCCAGUGGGCCCAACAGCCGGCCUGGGUCUCCGUGCGCCGUUACAGCAAUGACUGGUGCAGCCGUGCUCGCCAAUGGCAGUGGAGGGGGCCCUGUUGGGGCUGGCAACCCUCCUCCGCUUCUGCGACCACCACCCGGUUCUCCAUCGUCCCAGCCACUGACUGUCCUUAAGGGACCCACCCAGCUUGCACAGGCUGCUCCCAGGCAGUCUGGCAAUUGGUCAAUCCUACAGCAGCCACCGCCGCUGAUCCGACCGACUGCGACCUCUACGACCACCACCAUGCACACUAAGCCCGCCCAGAUGCACAACGUCCUCUGAAGCUGUCGCUUGCAGCCUUGGGAGCACAACCGCUACUGUGUACAGUGUGUGGGCAUUUUUUCAACUGGCUGUGGAGGCAUGACUGAUUCGCUGAUUGCCACUUCUCCUCGUUGAAGCUUAGUGUUAAUCAACAUAGACGAGUGCUUGCCAUCUUGCAUGUUCUUUCCGCGGAGCAGUGAUGUGGUGGGCCGAAGUGACAUUUACCGAUGCUCUGGGCUGUGCUCUCUGCACAGCAGUUUGUUCUAAGGAGUGCCAAGGCCUCACUCUUCGUAUGCCAUUUGGAUGAAGCCUCCAUUUGGCUGUGCCUCCCCUCACCGAGGGACUCUAAUGCUUCGAUUAGCUGACACACUUCGACUAUGGCACUUCGUGCACAACUCAACUUUCUCUGGGCAGCCCUGGUGUUGUGUAGGCUUUUGUGGCUAUGAGGGUCCCACCUGUGGACAGUGAAACUUCUGUCAAGUGAUUUUUUUUUACUUGCCUCACUACAUCAUGCAAGUUGCUGCGGUUGAAUUACCCGGUAGUAAAAAAGUGUGAGUGGAACAUGUGCAGCCCUCAAAGUGGACUGUGUUAGUGUUGCCAAUUUGGUCGGUACAUCUUAGCGUUGUGCCGGCACUUAACAACUUGGCAGUGUCUGUACCACUCGGCUGUUUUUGUGUGGUGAGUGUUUUGAGCACAGGAGUGUUAGAUACUGGCUGAGUUAUCAACUUUCGUGAUGGGCAAACGGUGUCUGCACCAUGCAUCAGUCGCCCGUGGCUGUGCUGCACACAGUAUUUUUGUCACUCUGUUAAGCCACUGCUACGAAAUGAGCCUGUGAGCACUGCUCAACUGUAAGGCUGAGAUCAAGGCACUCAUUCACCAAGUCUUGAGGGCAUUGACUUUUUUGGGUGCUUCUCAAAAAGCGCGUUACGCACACUGCAUGCUUUCACCAACCUCAGUUUGCAGCACUGUUAUGUUUAGACUGGUCGAUGCUUUGAACUGGGACAAUACAUGCGCUCCUUUAGAAAACAUGUGCCAUGUACAGGACGACUUCUAUCAUUUUUUAAUACAGGCUAGUUAGCUGAUGAUAGCUCACUAAAGUCCUGUAGUUCUGAAUAGAUUAAAGAGCUCAAAAUAGUCUCAACAAUGCAAUUUGUGUCUCGCGCGAGAGCCGUGUUGUACAAACACUGAUACUUGCCCUAUUGUUGGGACACUACAAUGAAUGGUUGUGUGUGACCAUGCCAAGUGUCCGAGCAUAUAUAUCACAAGUGAGACAGUAUCGUAGUAGUAAUAGUAUAAUAUAUGACAGCUUCUCCCUAUAAAUACGUGUGUUCAUCUUCUUUCGCAAAUGCUUGGUUAAUCUUUUCUAAGGCUUGGUGAAAUACCGAAAUGGCUUAGUUUCAAGUGUGUUGAGUUGGCUUUUGCAGUACUGCACAAGCAAACUGCUAAGCCUAUUCUCAGCAGAUAAGGUGUGUGGCACCAUAUGAAACUUCAAAUCCUUCAAUGAAUUUCAUCUUGGUGGUUCAUUAUGAUAGCCCAUUCUGUGAACACAUUUCGACCUAACCAAAAAACUGGUGUCCCUUGUUGAACAGGUAUGCACUAUCACGUAAGUUUUCACUGCGAAGACUAGCAUCGACCAAUGAGUAAGUAACUGUUCGUCUUCUUGAGCUGCUGUUCAUUCAGUGUCGUGUGCACUGACGGACCACUCUGUGCUUGGACAGCACUUCUUAGUCAACACUGAGGUGCUGCUAAAUGUGCACUCAACUUUAGUGCACUUGAAUGGAUUCCAUGUGCAACACUUCGGGGGAUCUCGAGCGAGUGCUUGCCAGUGAAGAGGGCUGUGCAUAGCAUCCUACUGAGGCACACAGAAAAAAAUUUGUAUACCUGCGUUCUCUGUCAGUAGUACGGUACGGCACUUAGUCGUGCACGUGAAGAGUAGGUGCUAUGGCACUCAACGUUUGAGAGUAAGGUCCUGAAAACUUGCAAGCGCCUGCAUGUGGAGAGAUGUCUAUGCACAUGCAACCGUGAAAAAGGAAUCAACCUUGUCUCUCCGCGUGGCUUGGAUCUUAGUAGCCAAACAAUUCUGAGUGCAUUCAUGCAAAAGUCUUAUCUUCUGAUUUGGUCACUAAUGUAUUCAAGGCCAACCCUUGUCCAUCUUGAUAGUGUGUGAUGUUAAACCUCUUCUGCACUGAUCUUGUGGAAAUUGUUUGUUUUCUUGUAUCUUCUUGCAGUAGAUUUAUGGCUCCCGUGUUUCCUAUUCAGUGUUUAUUUGCUCCUUUCUGCCAGUGAAAAAUAUUUGUUACAUGAAUUUCGAGCAGCAAGUUUUUUCGUUCUUUUGGUGGAAAACUUAGUUGCUAAUGAGGGCAGUUGCUGUGUACAAUGUACAUGCCUGCAUCCCUUUUUUUCUUUGCUGACCCAUCAAGUUCGAACUUGCUUCGACUGAGUACCUGUGGCCACACGAGCUUGCGGCUACUGCAUGAAGUUGUGUGAUCAUCAAUUAUGUAUGUAUAAAGUUUUCUCGUAAUUGUGCAUGACUGUUAAUUGUUCUUUUGCAAGUUUUUUUAAAUCCACUAGUAACAGAGUUCAUUACAUUUUGAGAAUAGGCACCAUUACAUGUGACUUGUGUUGGUUUUAGCGGUUGCCCCUUUUGCACUGUGAGAUGGUGUAGAUUCAGGAGUUUCUCCCUAGGGGACUGUGUUUAUAUUGCACAAGGGAAAAGUUUAUUGCUAUGAGAGAAACAAAAGUUUGGUGCAGUUUUGUUGGCAUUGACUUGCGGGCACUGACCUUCAAGCAUGUGUGUCACCUAGCCUACAUGAUGUUCUCUACAGGUCCCUUCUUGUAUGCCAUGGGAGAUGAGUUCCUGAAGCAGUGUCUUUUAGUUCUUUGAAGCCCACUAUUUGCGCUCACUAUUUGCGCCAAACCUUAUGGGCAUGGCCUUUUUUCUGGCCACAUGAUGGCCCGAGGCCUUGACUCAUGGUCCAGAUGCAAGGCUCUGUUGGGCAUGUGUGCUUAUGAAAGCAUAAUAGACUACUCCUUUUCAUUUUUCUGUGUUCUGUGCCUCGUGGCAUGUUUGCGUAUGAAUAAGCCUGGUUGGGUACAGUACAGCAUUCCUUCAAACAGAGGUUUGUGAUCACUGCAACUCUCCCUCCGCAUGCUGCUGUGUAUAUUGCUUCUGCUUUGGAUAUCUUUUCAGGACACUAAAUGAAUACAGUUGCUCAAUAGUUAUUUAGAAAAAAAAUUUUCCUCGCUGUCUUGUGUGUGUGCAAGUGGUGCUUUCACAGUGACUGUGGUAGUGAUAUUGCUGAAGCCUGUGUCCAGCUCUGACAUCUAUGAACAAUGAUUAACCGCUGCAGGCUGUGUGUGAGUAGUGUGGCAGAGAUUAAUUUUGUGCAAGCCAUCGUGAGUGUGGCGAGCUGGUACUUCUUUGUGCGUCUUUUUGAGCGUUUUGUGUCUCCUGUGAGUGACGUUCUUGCAGAAAAGCUGUGUGCACUUCAUUGCAGCUGGUUUCCCCAACUCGCAGCUCUCGUGGUCUGGAGAGCCAGUGGUCCUAAAAACUUUCAAAUCCCAACAGAAUUGUCUUACUCGCCUCUUUUAUCUGUCACCUUGUUUUCCCUGAAACCCCUUAUUUCUAUAUCUUCCACUGCCACUCAUUGUCAAAAGCUUGUCAUUUCAACACAUUCGAGUACACAAGAAACGACAGCCACACGUGCUGUUGACAAGAUUCGCCAUGUUAGUUCUUUAGGGAUUUCAGAAGUUGUAAAUACCAUAUUUCACUAAACUCUGCAAGUUUUGGGGAAAGUGGAGAUGCAUUGCAUAGUAAAUCUCACUAGGAAACAGAAGUGUGUGAUAUCCGAGACAGCGCAUAGUAGAAAAUAAAGUUUCUGCAUUUUUAUGGGGAUAAGACUCUUCAAUAGCAAACUUUUGUAAUCCACACUUAGAAAUUGUGGAAGUGCAAGAAUAUGGCACAAUUGAAGCAGUUGCAAGAAUAUGGCUCAAUUGAAGCAGUUGAACCAUUUUUGGCAAAGGUCACAUGGUCUUCCUGGGGAAAAUGUUCGUUUAAGCAAUUGUGUUGAAGCUUUUGGCCUAAUGUUUACUGCUGUAUCGUUGCUCAUUGUUGAUUCAUAAGUUACACAGCUGUCACAUUACACAGCUGUCAUUGCAAACUGAAAUGCCACCAGAUAAGCCGAAAAACAAUUCGCCAUCCCUUGUCAUUCCAGCUGCAUUAAAAAACAUUUGUACCAGCUAUGCACUUCACAACGGAGCACACUUUUUUGUUCCAAUCUUAUUUGCAUUCCCACCCUACACCCACAUAAUCAAAAAGACAUGCCAAAUGAUCCUGCGAGUGUUCUCCACUUGCUAUGUAACAGGGGUGCAUCUAAACUCACAGAAUGCAUUCCAAGCAGAAUGCAUUCUAUGCUACCAGCUGCUCAAGCAGCAUCACGAGUUGGAAAGAUAUUACAAGAGACACAUUCUGUUCAUUUGAUGGUUUGAAGGGUUCAUCAAGGUCACUCGGAGGUCGUGUGGUUUUAGGGCAGGGUGAUAUGUCGUGAGUUCUGUAUGUUUGUUUAUUUGUACCCCAGCCAGAGUUCAAAGACUCGGGGUGCUUUGAGCGUGCUUCUGAAGGUGUGGCUUUAAGCGAGAUUCACUGGCUUCUGUGCACGGGUCCUGUUUCUAGAGCAGAUCGCGAAUUUGUAAGAGUGGUGGCACCUGCGAAUGACUAUGGCUCGAAGUAGUUUUAAUUUAUGUUGUGUGCAUGUGAGAGCUGUUUUUGUGCCCGCUUAGUAGGAGUGAAUGUGUAGGUGAUGUGCGUUGAAAAAGAAAUAAAACAACAAACUUAUACUUUCAGGUUGA